AUGGGUCACCGGAUCUCUAAACACAGACAGGGAGGCACAGGCAUCUCUUCCUCAGGUAACUUUUCAAUGAGUGAAGACACGUUACCCCAGCAUUCUACGUACAACACCAGCCCUGAGUCAGGUAUUACCAAGGAAAUGCCAGUUGAUGGGAUUCGAAGAACAUCAGAUGUCCAGGACUCAAGACAGGACAAUAGACGACAUUCCAUAUACAGCACUAAGGAUGCUAUGCCUCAUCUUGAGUUUUAUGCCAAUGCAACUGCCACAGGUCGCAUCAGACGCAGCAGGCCAUCACUGGAGACUCUUCGUAUGGCUUUUGAUAAUAGAGAAUGUGGCAGGAACAUAAGCGAGUCAGGUUCAGGCAGUCUUUCAGUGAUGAACGAAAUGGAAAAUAGGUCAGACGAAGGUGGAGCUGAAGGAACGACAUAUCAACCAGUGCGCUUCGGAUGGGUCACUGGGGUUUUGAUUCGCUGUAUGUUGAAUAUAUGGGGAGUCAUUUUGUUCCUACGAUUGUCCUGGAUCACAUCUCAAGCAGGAAUCAUUCUUACAUGGGUUAUAAUUUUCAUGUCGGUCCUUGUGACCUCAGUAACCGCAUUAUCUGUGUCUGCCAUUUCUACCAACGGGAGAGUAUCCUCUGGGGGGGCAUAUUUCAUGAUCUCUCGCACCCUGGGUCCUGAGUUGGGAGGCCCUAUUGGUCUUGUGUUUUCAUUCGCCAAUGCACUUGCUUGUGCACUCAACACAGUGGGAUUUGCAGAGACUGUCAGAGAUCUUCUAAUUGAAUAUAAUACACAAAUUGUGGAUCCAGUCAAUGAUGUCCGAAUCAUAGGGUCCAUUACAGCCACAUUGCUUCUUCUCGUCUCAAUGGCUGGAAUGGAAUGGGAAUCAAAGGCUCAAAUCCUAUUUUUCUUGGUGCUAAUGGUAUCCUUCAUCAACUAUUUUGUUGGCACUGUUAUUCCAGCGACUCCCAAGAAACAGUCAAUGGGUUUCUUUAGCUACCGCAGUGAGAUUUUCUUGGAGAACCUGUUUCCAGACUGGAGAGGGCCAGAUGGUAGCUUUUUCGGAAUGUUUGCUAUAUUCUUUCCAUCUGCCAUUGGAAUUCUUGCUGGAGCCAACAUUUCAGGAGAUCUGAAAGAACCAGAGGUUGCUAUCCCAAAAGGAACAUUAAUGGCCAUAUUCUGCACCACUUUAAGCUAUUUAGCCAUAUCAUCGUCUGUGGGAGCAUGCGUUGCGCGCGAUGCGUCUGGCAACAUGAAUGACAGCUUGCUGUUGAACUUUACUGAAGACUGUUAUGGUCUGGGCUGUAGUCUUGGCUGGAACUUUACAAAAUGUGAGAAAAGUCUUGACUGCUCCUAUGGCCUGGCCAACAACUUCCAGGUGCUGAUCCAAGUCUCUGGGUUUGGACCAUUGAUCUAUGCUGGGAUAUUUGCAGCCACUUUGUCAUCUGCCCUUGCAUUCCUUGUCUCCGCACCCAAAAUUUUCCAGUGUCUCUGUAAGGACAAUAUCUACCCGUACAUUGGCUUCUUUGCAAAGGGUUAUGGAAAAAACAAUGAGCCCUUGCGUGCCUAUGUGUUAUGUUACUUCAUUGCCCUGGGCUUCAUUUUGAUUGCUGAACUGAAUACCAUUGCUCCUCUUAUCUCCAACUUUUUCCUCUGUGCUUACGCUCUUAUCAACUUUAGCUGCUUUCACGCUUCUAUCACUAACUCCCCCGGAUGGAGGCCAUUGUUUCGGUAUUACAGUCCCUGGGUUGCUCUGUUUGGGGCUGUUAUUUCUGUCAUACUGAUGUUCUUGCUCACUUGGUGGGCAGCUCUCAUCACAUUUGGUAUACUCAUCUUUUUGUUUGGUUAUGUGGCUUAUAAGAAACCAGAGGUAAACUGGGGCUCGUCUGUCCAGGCAGGCACCUACAACAUGGCUCUGUCUUACUCAUUGUCUCUCAUAAGGGUUGAAGACCAUGUAAAAAAUUAUAGGCCUCAGUGUAUGGUUCUGACUGGUCCCCCAACUACACGUCCAGCAUUGGUGGACUUUGUGGGAUCUUUCACUAAGAAUGUCAGUCUGAUGAUCUGUGGUAACAUUCUUUGGGGGGAGGAAAAAACAGCUAAUAAAGCUAAUAUGGUGAAAUGGCUUAAUCAGAGGAAAGUUCCAUCUUUCUACACAGCACUCAAGGCAGACAGUCUAAGAGAAGGAACACAACACCUUCUGCAGGCCUGCGGCUUGGGAAAGUUACAGCCUAAUGUACUUGUGAUGGGUUUCAAAACAAACUGGCAGCAGAGCCCACCUCAUGGAAUAGAUGACUAUAUCAAAACCAUAUAUGAUUCUUUUGACUCCAACCAUGGUGUCUGUGUUCUACGCAUGAUGGAUGGGCUGGACAUUAGAGAUGAGUUACAAACUGAGGUAAACCUGACCUUUGAGGCAGAUGAAGCCAUUGACCCUGAACAGCAAAAUUCAGAUGCCAAUUUAGACAUUGAUAACACAAAGAACAUCGCAAACGAUCAAAUAAAAACAGUGUUUCAAACCACACAAGGGAAGAAGACCAUUGAUAUAUACUGGAUCUCUGAUGAUGGAGGUCUGACCCUUUUAGUACCAUAUCUGUUAACAAGAAGGAAAUGCUGGAGACGCAGCAAAGUCAGAGUGUUUAUCACUGGAAAACCGCAAACAAUGGAGAAAGAUCGCAAAGAAAUGAUGACUCUGCUGCAGCAUUUCCGUUUAAAUGUUCACGAUGUUAUUGUUAUGACAGACAGCGAACAACCACCAUUUGCUAAAAACAUAAGACGCUUUGAGGACACUAUCAUCCCCUUUACUGUGAGCGAAGGACAGGUGGAUGAGGAGAUAAAGUCGUGUCCAUGGAAAGUUACGGACAAAGAAAACACUGCUUUGAGAAUCAAGUCCGAGAGAAAAGUGAGACUAAAUGAGAUCAUAAGGAGGAAUUCUAAGCAUGCUGCGCUGAUUCUAGUGUCUCUCCCCGUUCCCCAGUCUGAUUGUCCUAGUUCUCUCUAUAUGGCCUGGCUGGAAACACUGAGCUGGCGUCUACACUGUCCAGUCCUCCUCAUAAGAGGAAACCAGCAAAAUGUCAUGACAUUUUACUGUCAAUAA
Messenger RNA from Triplophysa dalaica, 3084 nucleotides. RefSeq names its product solute carrier family 12 member 3-like. Gene Ontology annotation, cellular component: membrane. Lineage: Eukaryota; Metazoa; Chordata; Actinopteri; Cypriniformes; Nemacheilidae. Gene Ontology annotation, biological process: cell volume homeostasis; potassium ion homeostasis; chloride ion homeostasis. Gene Ontology annotation, molecular function: sodium:potassium:chloride symporter activity. The transcript has 26 exons. The coding region runs from base 1 to 3084 and encodes 1027 amino acids. The record is from RefSeq and is a predicted model, not a curated record.